AUGACGAGCGUCGAUGAGCUCUUCAAAAAGCCACAAUUAGCUGGCAGCUCCAAGCGCAAGUUUGAGCCCGUUCAGGACCCUAAUGAGCUUUACAAAGCAGCAAAGCUGGAUUCCAAUGGCGAUGUGAGGUCAAAGGGCCAGGCGGCCAUGGUGGACGAUGAGAUUGACGAUAACGACGGCGAGGCUGGGCCCGAGUUACCCCCCGACUUCGACGAAGAUAUACCCGACGACGAGGAGGGCCGCUUUUUUGGUGGAGGCAUGGAGCAGAAGACUGCCCAGGCUAUGCAAUACAUUGAUCAGAAUGAGGAGGAAGAAGCUGCACCCGAGAAAUUUGAUGCCGCCUGGGUUCGCCGUUUCGCUCUGAACUUCGAGAAAAAAAUAUCCAAGAACGCUGAGCUCCGCGCCAAGUUUGAGAAUGACCCGCAGAAGUUCAUGGUCUCCGAGGCUGACCUCGACACCGAGAUUAAGGGGUUGUCCAUUCUGUCGGAGAAUCCCGAGCUCUACGAAGAAUUCUCCAAGAUGGGAUGUGUCGGCUCUUUGGUCUCGCUACUCUCUCAUGAGAACGCGGAUAUUGCGAUCGACACUAUCCAAAUAAUCAGCGAGCUAACGGAUGAAGACGUUGAGGCUGAACAGAAGCAGUGGGAUAUCCUGGUCGAUGCAAUGAUGAAUGCCGACCUCAUCGAACUGUUGACCCAAAAUCUCUCCCGUUUAGACGAAGGUGCAGAGACCGACAGGGCUGGUGUUUACUAUAUCUUAAAUGUUCUGGAAAACCUAUCCUCCCAGUCCGCGCUCGCAGAGAAGAUUGGACAAGAUGCUGCUAUCUUGCCUUGGAUUUUGUCACGUAUCCAGCAGACGGAAACCCCGGUGACCCAGAACAAGCAGUAUGCUGCAGAGAUCCUGGCAAUCCUUCUGCAGUCCUCCUCGAAGAACCGGGAGAAGUUCAUUGGACUUGAUGGCGUCGAUUCCCUCCUCCAACUUCUCAGCCAGUACCGGAAACGCGAUCCGGCGAAGGAUUCAAACGAAGAAGAAUAUGUGGAGAACUUGUUUGACUCUCUGGUUUGCCUUGUGGACGAGGAGACCGGCAAGGAGAAGUUUAUCGAGGCGGAGGGCAUUGAAUUAGCCCAAAUAAUGCUCAGGGAGAGUAAAUUCAGCAAGCCCAGGGCUCUUAGAGUUCUCGACCAUGUUUUCGGUGGCGCUGGGGGAGGUCCAGCUUGCGAGCGGCUGAUUGAGGUAGCUGGGUUGAGAACAAUCUUCGGAAUGUUCAUGAAAAAGCAAGAGGGCCAGAACAUCGAGCACCUGCUGGGAAUCUUUGCUUCCCUUCUUCGCCUCCUGCCCGGUGGUUCCGCUCCGCGUAUCCGAACGCUGGCCAAGUUCAUGGAGAAGGACUACGAGAAGAUCGAGAAACUCAUCAAGCUGAGACGGGAGUAUGCCGCACGUGUAUCUCCCAUCGAGCAGACGAUCGAGAAGGAGCGGAAAGGGCUUUCGCAAGAGGAUCAGGAUCUUAUGGCUGGCGAGUGGUUAUCACGCCGGUUCGACGCGGGGCUUUUCUCCUUGCAGACUAUUGAUGUAAUUUUGGCAUGGCUGAUUGCCGAAGACGAUGGCGCGAAGAAAAAAGUUGUUUCUCUUCUGGGAGACCGAGAUGAGGAUCUAUCUCUGGUUCGGGGCACUCUCCAAGAACAAUUGGAAGGGCUCGGAGACGAGGAGCAGGGACAGAAGGAUUUUAAGGACAUGCUAAGCACUUUGCUGCAGUUUGUCUGA
Molecule: messenger RNA, 1758 nt
Organism: Penicillium canariense
Lineage: Eukaryota; Fungi; Ascomycota; Eurotiomycetes; Eurotiales; Aspergillaceae
Product: beta-catenin-like protein 1
Exons: 10
Coding region: 1-1758 (585 amino acids)
Cellular component (GO): spliceosomal complex
Source: RefSeq, a predicted model, not a curated record